Molecule: messenger RNA, 1999 nt
Organism: Nematostella vectensis (starlet sea anemone)
Lineage: Eukaryota; Metazoa; Cnidaria; Anthozoa; Actiniaria; Edwardsiidae
Product: vesicular glutamate transporter 3
Exons: 11
Coding region: 1-1491 (496 amino acids)
Biological process (GO): monoatomic anion transport; transmembrane transport
Molecular function (GO): transmembrane transporter activity
Source: RefSeq, a predicted model, not a curated record
AUGGCUUCCAAACAUAAACAAAAAGUUUUGUUCCCUCAACUAAACCCAACAGAAUGGAAGGGCGAGCAUGAACUUUUUACAUCCAAUGACGAUCGACCAGAUAACCACUGUUGCAGCAACUCUUAUUGCUUGUUUCUACCCAAGCGUUAUUGUAUUGCGUUUCUUACGAUGCUCGCCUUUCUAUUGUCUUAUGGAGUCCGAGCAGGGAUAAGCAUAGCAGUUGUGGCGAUGGUGUCUUCUCGUGAAACGACCAUCAAUGGAACAAUCACUGUGAAAGAUCCUGAAUUCCGAUGGUCAACAAAAACACAAGGGGUUAUUCUUGGCUCCUUUUUUGGGGGCUACAUGCUGACCCAAGUACCUGGCGGAGUGCUGGCUCAAAGAUUCGGUGGUCGAGUUGUCCUGGGCUUGUGUAUGCUGUUUUCAUCAAUAUUUGUGUUCCUUUCUCCUGUGGCGGCGCGAACACACGUUGCACUCCUUGUGGCAGCCAGCGCAGCAGUGGGCUCAUGUAAGGGGGUGAUGACUCCCGCCCUGUACGACUUCUGGAACAGACGGGCGCCUUAUGGGGAGAAAUCUACUUAUGUGACCUUUUCUUUGUCCGGUGUUUACAUCGGUUUGGCUAUAAUCCCACCAGUACUGGGGCAGUUAGAAUCUUGGUUUGACUGGCCGUCAAUUUUCUAUAGUUCAGGUGCAGUAACUAUCUUAUUGGCAUUUGUUUGGUUUAUUGUCGUGAAGCGUUCUCCUGUCGAUGAUUCUCGUCUGAGCGACGAGUUGCUGAGUUCGUGUGAACAAGAAAAGACAGCUACUGAAAAAAAUGUACCAACGCCUUGGAAGAAGAUUCUGACGUCUUUACCGGUGUGGAGCGUUGUCAUUGGCUGGGGCACUAGCGGUUGGAUGUUGUUCACAUUCCUCACAGAAUUGCCCUCUUAUCUCAAGUUCGGUCUUGGAUAUGAUAUAAAACUGACCGGUGUUUUGUACGGAGUCUCGUUUUUGGCAGUGGCCAUAAUGCUACCCAUAAUGACAAGAUUAGCAGAUUUCAUGAAUACCAAGGAAGUCCUGUCAAUGACAAACAUCCGUAAACUAUUCACAUGUGGCGGCUUUUUUCUUCAGUGUAUUUGCCUCAUCAUAGUGGCUUGUACACCCUAUAAGGUGGUGCCUAUCGUCCUUGGUUUAGGUUCCAUGGCCACUUUGAAUGCUGGGGUGGGCGUCAACGCGUUCGAUAUCGCACCCCGGUACUCUGGUAUCAUAAUGGGAAUGGCCAAUACUCUUGCGACGUUUAAUGGAAUUAUGGCACCACUGGUUGUUGGACUAAUCGUAAAAUCUGAGAGCAUCCACGAGUGGGGCAUCGUGUUUCUUCUUAUCGCUGCCAUUGUGUUCUACGGAGCAGUGUUUUACGCAAUCAAUGCGUCGGGCGAGCUACAACCGUGGGCAACGCCUGACCUCUCUCUACUUUCAAAGAAAGUAGACCCACCCAAGAAGCAGGCUAUGUCGUGACAUAUUCAUUAUAUGAUAAGGGACAUUUUGCUGGUGUAGGCGUGGCCCUUCCCAUCACCAUAUUUGGAGUGCUGUCACUCAUCGCUGCCAUGGUAACGUUCUGGAUCCCCGAGACAAUCUACUCGAAUAUGCACCAGACCAUAGAAGAAGCCGAGGACGCUAAAGAUUAUUACGGGAUGCCGUGCUGUCGCCAUGAAGACAACGAGCAAAGUGAGAUUCCCGGAUGUUACCGUAAAUAGGAGCUGAUUUCCAUAACAAAAGAACAGAAUUUGACAAACAUUGACAUCAUGCCAGUUUUCAAUGUUGGUUGCUUUUGCACGGGGCUUAAAGAUAACUAGCAUCAGAACUCAUUCUUUGAAAGACCUGCUUAAACUGACAAUCACACAACUAAGAACACCAUAUAAUUUUAUCUAUAAUUAUCCUAUACUUAACGAUAACAAGCACGUUCUGUCUACGAUCCUGAAAAUGAAAAGUCUCAGACCAGAAUGAAUAAAUACAAAAAGCCCAA